AUGUCACGUAACCAGCUAUGGCUAUUGUUGUUACUUGUGCUGUUAUCUUGUAUAGCAGACAGUGUAUCAACAAUGAAUCAGCAAAAAGAUCGGUCGAUCAAAUCUGCAGUCUUCCUCUCUCCUCCUUUCUUUCUACAUCCUGGGUCUGUGGCCAAUAAAUUUUACUUUAACAUCCCGUUUCCGAAAGGCCAUAUCGCUCUCAAGAGCUUUGAUGCUGAGGUGAUUGAUGAGAAUGGCAUUCCUGUCCCCCUUCAUGAAACUUAUCUUCAUCACUGGGUCAUAGAAAGAUACUAUGGUAGAAAGGAAAGCCUUGCUGAUGGAAAUUCAGAGUUGAAAGCAUUCAACCAUUCCAAUUUCAUAUGGAUGAGAAAUGCUGGAAUCUGUAAGGGUACUCUGGGGCAGUACUAUGGUCUUGGUUCAGAAACCCGCAGAACUUCCACAUGGGUCCCCGAUCCCUAUGGCAUAGAAGUUGGGAACCCUGAGAAAAUUCCGGAUGGUUACAAGGAGAAAUGGCUAUUAAAUGUCCAUGCAAUCGAUACACGAGGUGUGGAGGAUCGUUUGGGGUGCACAGAGUGCAAGUGCAGUCUGUACAAUGUGACCAUGGAUGAGUUUGGUCGGGCUCUGCCGAAAGAUUAUGAUGGAGGAUUGCAUUGUUGCUAUGACCAGACACAAUGUCAAGUAAGGGCAGGCAUUCAAAAUGUCUCCAGGAUUCUGUAUCUUAAAUACACAGUCAAGUGGCUCAACUGGGUUGAAAACAUUAUACCUGUCAAGAUCUAUAUCUUCGAUGUAACUUAUUCAGGAGAACAUUCAGUUGAUCCAAGUAAAGAAAAUCCUUUGAAUCUGAGUUGUAAGGUGGAGUACGAAAUCAAGUCUUGCAAAGAUAAUGGUGGAUGCGUGGAUACUAAAAGAACACAGUUGGUUAUUCCCACAGGGGGUGAUAUUGUGUAUGGUGUUGCACACCAGCACUCAGCCGGUCUAGGUGCUACUCUCUAUGGUCAGGACGGGCGGGUCUUGUGCACUUCUAAUCCGACAUAUGGAGAUGGGGAAGAAGCAGGGAACGAAGCUGGCUACAUCGUGGGGAUGUCUACUUGUUACCCUAAGCCAGGUUCAGUCCAAGUCAUGGAUGGAGAGAUGUUGACUCUGGAGUCCAAUUACAGCAGCAACCAAGCCCAUACAGGAGUGAUGGGGCUUUUCUACGUAUUGGUAGCUGAAGCUGUACCAAAGAGCAAGACCAUGCUAUUUCUCAGCUUUCCUGGUUCUUUGGAUCUGGGGCUCACAAAGCACACUUGGUCCUUCGUCCUCGCCGGUGGUAUGCUAACAGCCAUCUUCGGAAUCAGCUACUUGUGUAAAAGAGGCCGCAGGAAACCAUAUCAACCUCUGGUGCUGACUUAGUGCAAUAGUGGUCAAAAUACUGCUUUCCAACUCGCUUAUUACUUUACUGUACAUGGAACUCUCUCCACAGUACGUGUCUUAGCUCUGGUAGAAAUGAGACAAUGUUCUUUUGUGGUUGUAGAAGAAACAAUGGUUGGAAUAUCUUGUACACAGAUUGAAGAUGAGCUCUGAUAAGAGCAAAUGACACUGCGAGCCUUCUGCUCUGUUCUGUGACAUGAACUGAUCCCAAAACUGAAAGAGCUCAUCUCUGUAUCUCUGUUUGUGUUUUAAACUGAGCGAGAAGACUUCAGUGGAGAUUGAUGUCCACUAACCACGCAAACACCAUGACUGCAGCCAUUCUCCUCCUCUAUGUCGAUCUACUGAAUU
Messenger RNA from Musa acuminata AAA Group (dessert banana), 1758 nucleotides. RefSeq lists its product as uncharacterized. Lineage: Eukaryota; Viridiplantae; Streptophyta; Magnoliopsida; Zingiberales; Musaceae. The record is from RefSeq and is a predicted model, not a curated record. The transcript has 5 exons. Bases 1 to 1392 code for a protein of 463 amino acids.